Molecule: messenger RNA, 804 nt
Organism: Leptopilina heterotoma
Lineage: Eukaryota; Metazoa; Arthropoda; Insecta; Hymenoptera; Figitidae
Exons: 6
Coding region: 1-804 (267 amino acids)
Source: RefSeq, a predicted model, not a curated record
AUGAUUGUCAGUGAAAACUUUGAUUUGACUAAUGGUGACUCUCUAAAUCAUCCAGGAAGUUCUGAACUUACUGAAAAUUUGACUGAGAAUACUUCAAGUAGUCCAAUUAAUAAUCUGCCAGAAGUCGAAAAUUUUUGUUUCCCAGCAGUAACUCCUGAAAUUGCUGUGUUCCUGCAGCAGCUUGCAGUUUACGCUCAGGCAAAAUUAGGUGGAGAUGAAUCUGCGACUAAUCCAUUCUUGAUUCCUUCAUCCACGAACAAUAUUGCUUCAACAUCAUCAUCGUCACUGAUGAUAAAAAAUGGGGACAUUGUAUUCAACAAAUCUAAAGAAGUAGAAUUUACGAGAUUUAAAAAAAGGCCAGAAGAAAUGGUUCGUCGUUUGCUAUUAGAAUUAGUAGGGCGAGAAGAGCUAAAGACUAUGACUGCACUUGGCUUUGCAAGAGGUGGAAAAACGGGAAAAGCUGUACCUGAGGAGAUUAGAAAUGCUGUGUACACAAAAGGAUUUACAUAUGAAAAGUUUAUCGACACAAUUAACAACCAAUGCUGUACUUUGCGAAAUCCGAAAAAAGAAAAGCCAGCAAAUGAAAAGGUGAAGAAAAUUCGUAAAGUAAAUAACAAUAAUGAUAAUCGUGAUGAACAGAAUGAUGAAAUCGAUGGAAAUAAGGAUGACAAAUGCGCAGAUAGUAAUGACGAAAAUACUGAUCAGGAAGACAAGGAUUCUGAAAAUCAGGAUGAAGAAAAUGUUAGUGAACAACCUAUACAACCAGAUUCAGAAUCACCAGUUGCCAAAAAAAGGAAGCAUUAA